Molecule: messenger RNA, 492 nt
Organism: Beauveria bassiana ARSEF 2860
Lineage: Eukaryota; Fungi; Ascomycota; Sordariomycetes; Hypocreales; Cordycipitaceae
Product: Mmc protein
Exons: 2
Coding region: 1-492 (163 amino acids)
Biological process (GO): fungal-type cell wall organization
Cellular component (GO): fungal-type cell wall
Molecular function (GO): structural constituent of cell wall
Source: RefSeq, a predicted model, not a curated record
AUGUUCUCCAAGGCUCUCGCUCUCACUCUUGCCGCCGUCGCUGCCGUGCAGGCCCACCACCACAACGGAACCUGGACCACCGUCACCGAGGUCGUUGACAAAUACACGACCUACUGCCCGGAGCCCACGCACCUGACCGUCAACCACAAGACUUACACCGUCACCGAGGCCUGCACCUACACCAUUACCGACUGCCCCUGCACCGUCACCAAGACUAUCCCUGCGCUCCCUACUACGCUUCCAACCUACGGCCCCGGCCCCGUCAACAAUGUACCUGGUGACAACGCCGGAAACAACGCCGGAAACAACGCCGGAAACAACGCUGGUAACAACGCUGGCAAUAACGCUUACAACAAUGCCAACCAGAGCGGCAACAAUGCUCCCUCGCCCACCACGCCGGUUGUUCCCGUCGUCGCCGGCGCCGGCCAGAACGCUGCCGCCUACGGCAUGGCCUUUGCCGGUGCCAUUGCCGCUGCCGCCAUUGCCCUGUAA